Molecule: messenger RNA, 8428 nt
Organism: Mycena citricolor
Lineage: Eukaryota; Fungi; Basidiomycota; Agaricomycetes; Agaricales; Mycenaceae
Source: the annotation of a GenBank genome assembly
UUGAGGCAUCGGGCCACGCGAAUCCUGUUCUGACGAUGGAAGAAGAGACUGCUCCCGAACAGCGCCUUUACUCCACUUUUGAACGUCACGGGGAAUUUGUUGAGAAGCAGAAUCAACUAUUGGCCUUGGAUCUCACUCAGCAACCCACACGGGAGGAAGAGCUUUAUGAAGCAUCUCUGUUCCGUCGAAUAUCGAAUAUACUUGACGAAUACCAGGAACAAUCCUACCUACUCGACCCAUAUCUAGAGCAACUCGUUACCCCCGUCAUCUCCUGCAUCAAAGCUCAUGCUCUGCACGUCUCAAAACUCAAAGGAGAAGCCGACCGCACGGAUCCUGCCCGAAUAGAGCGCAUUGCCAUGCUACUGUAUUGCUUUGUCAAAAGCCGGGGCUACAAGACCAUCCUCAGAUUCUUCCCGCACGAAGUAUCCGAUCUAGCGUUAGCACGUGCUUGUAUGGGCGGUAUCGCCCAGGAACCUCAACAAUGGGCCUUGCGCUACGCGGGAUUACUGUGGCUGACUCUCAUCUGUGUGAUUCCAUUCGAUCUGUCGCAGUUCGAUGAGGCGGCACCUGACGAGACUGCUAACGCGCUUGAAGCGAUAGCGCGGCCGCUGCUCAGUAAGGCUGGGCUCGAGCGCGAAGGGGCAGUGGUCUUCCUGGCAAGAUUCUACGGCAGGAAGGACACACGCUCCCGAUUCGCCCCGUUUCUGGCCUGGGCCGAAGCAUCCGUUUCGGCUGUUGAUGACUCCUUCCUGAUAACAGGCAUGCUACAAGUGCUAUGCGAGAUCGUCAAGUCAGCUCCGGCGGACCUUGUACAAACCCACGUGCCUGCUUUGCUUCGCAUUGCAGAAGCUGUUCCAAAGCAGGAUAAGCUCAACAGUAAUACCAUACUGAGAAAGUUCCGGACUAAGCUUGUGGGGAGAAUUCCUCUCCGCAUGUUGCCUGUUGCGUCGAAGCGUCAAGCUCGUUCACUGACGGGCGGCGUGAUUCUGGCUGUGAAUCACACGGAGAUCGAAGUUCCGGAAGAGGUCGAGACUGUGCUGGAGCAGCUUUUCGGCAACCUACAAGACAAAGACACAAUCGUGCGCUGGUCCGCCGCCAAGGCUGUCGCGAGAAUCGCAGAGUGUCUCCCAGCGGACUUUUCGGAUCAAGUGCUGGAGACUGUCCUGGGUCUGUUCACCAUACAUUCCGUCGCGGCCGCCAGUCUGUACGAUCUGCCUGCCAUUGCGGAAAGCACUUGGCAUGGCGCCUGUCUUGCUUGCGCAGAAAUGGCGCGACGAGGACUGGUCUCUACCUCGGCCCUUCCGACCCUGAUGGAAUGGUUAUCGAAGGUCAUUCAAUCCUGAUCCAGUCCCAGAUCUAAUCCAUCUUGAUCUAAUCUAAUCUAGGCCCUGUAUUUCGAUCUUCGCAAAGGCUCGCAUUCGAUCGGGUCGAAUGUCCGUGACGCGGCAUCUUACGUGCUGUGGGCUCUAGCGCGUGCUCAGGACGCUGUUUCCCUUGCCCCGCACGCCGAAAAGUUGGCCCGUCACCUGGUGACGGUUGCUUUAUACGAUCGGGAAAUUCACAUCCGGCGGGCGGCGAGUGCAGCAUUUCAAGAGCAUGUUGGACGCACCAGCUUAUUCCCACAUGGAAUUGAUGUCCUGCGCAAGACCGACUUUUACGCUGUGGGCAUUCGCCGGAAUGCAUUCCUCGUUGCUGCGCCACAGGUGGCAGAGCAUGCCGAGUAUCGGGGCUUUCUCUUCCAUCAUCUCUUAAACGUGACGGCGCGACAUUGGGAUGUGACCAUGCGGCAGUUGGGAGCUCAGUCCCUUCGGUGCAUCUGCUCCUCAGAUCUCCCGGUUCUCGGGCCUGAAGCCGUUGCGAGCAUUGAUCGGUUGCUGGAAUCCCCCGACAACGCAGAUCUGCAUGGGGCUUUGCUUGCUUUGGCGGAGAUUGCACAGGCCUACCACGAUGCGACUAAUAUCUCUGGCGAUGGAAAGCAACGGGGACUACGCGAUAUCUUUGCGCGUCUGGGUUCGGUAUCUGACACUGUCCUGAUGGGACCUCGGAACGAACUGAUCACUUCCGCGGCGUGCACUCUGAUCGCUCGCAGUCUCACCUCCACGGAGCUGGGAGCAGGGAGUGCCUCGUCGGUCCCGCAUUGGCGAAAACUGCUCGACUUUGGUCUCAAGCAUCGCAAUGUUGCGGUCCAAGAAGCGGCUUCCGAAGCACUCGGAGUUAGAAGCAGAUUGGCGGAUUGUUCGUCGCUUAUUGCCAGAUACGUCUUUUGUCGUGCGGUUCGCAUUGGUCGCUGACAAGACUCCGUCCACGUUGAUCCGCGAGAUCAAAAGUGCAUCCCCGAUCAUCCAACAGAAUCUGGGCAGAAUCCUCGGAGCCGUGGAUUAUGAUGCCUUUCCAGCCGCCCUGCCCGAUGCCUUGCGCUGUCUGCUGGAAUGUAUCGGGGCUCAUUCGGUCAACAACAAGUUCGGAGUUGAAGCACGCCGGACCUGCUAUGCUGCGGUUCCUCAAAUUGUGGCGAACAUAGUUCCGCACAUGUCUGAACGUAUGUCGACGGAGACUUUCAACCAUCUCCUUGAUGACAUGCUGCACGGUCUGGACGAUUAUACUGUCGACGAACGCGGAGAUGUCGGCUCCUGGAUUCGCCUAACUUGCCUGCGCGGUCUCACGUCAAUCUGCGAGACUGUCUUUCCACAUGCUGCCACCAUCGGUGCCUUCGAAGAAUACUUUCCCAGCCGGAAAUACCAUGCGAUCGUUGCCGGUGUUCUCAAACAAGGCGUCGAACGAUUAGACAACGUUCGACAAGACGCUGGCGAGUGUCUCGUGAGGCUACUGGGUUUGUCAGCACCGGAUGUCCGGUCCGGCCAAGCCUGGACACCGAACAGUGUGGUAUUUUUGCGUGAACUGUUUAUCAGCCCGCCCGAAAUGGUCAGCUGGAGCGACGGAGCCAGGUUUUUCCCGCAUGCUGUACGCCUGCUCGACAUUUCAUUGUAUCGGCCUUCCGUCCUUGCCGGUCUCGUGCUCAGUCUGGGAAGCAGAACGGAAAGCACGCAACGGCCCGCAAGCGCAAGCCUCGCCCAAUACUGCAAAGGCUUGCCACCGACGCCGGUGGCGCAAACAUCAGACGAACUGGGGUACAAUCUUCACGGUCUCACAGAAGACCUUCUCAAUCACGGGAAACGCCAUAUAUCCGCAAAUGGCAUUCUUGUUCCUGUGUUGCAGACAUUCAAUUUUCUCCUCGAGGCCGGAGCAUUGACACCUCUCGCGGGAGAGUCACAAGGACAGAGAAUGUUGCAAGAUCUGCACUCCCUUGCGAUUCGGAACAUCGGGAGAAUCAAGAGCAUACAAAGAAUCCAGGAAUCGAUGAAGAUAGUCGUCAAUCUCUUGAGUUUUCCAGUGGUGUUCGAACGAUGUGUGUCAAGCCUGCCCGAAUUUCUGGCCCAUCUUUAUCCGAGCAUCCGAGCUGCUUCUAGCGAAUAUCUCUAUCUUGUCUUGCAGGGAACUGAUAUUGGCCAUGAGACUGAUGAAGUGGAAGAGAUCUUGUUGGAGACAGAAUGGAGCUCCCCAGACUAUGAAUUGUCUAGAGAAGCCGCAGAGAGAGUAAGAGAGCUCUUUGCACACUAGCUAGUAUUGUUUGUGUCUGUGUAGAUCAGGAGCCAGUCGUGAGAACUUGCAUCACUUCUCGGCUCUCAGCGGUGCCGUCAUCACUUUCUGAGUUUACGGAGCUCGUCGUCUCGUCUCAUCCACUCGACGAAUCUUCAACUCUAUCAUGUCCAGUCCACGACUCAGCGACAAAGAGCUUGCUGCGAUUAACGCCGCUGCGGUGACCAAGGAGUAUCGGGUUCAACCUCAUCUCGACUAUAGGACUGUUUCUGCCAUCAACGGACCCCUGGUGGUGCUCGAUAACGUCAAAUUCCCCUCGUACAAUGAAAUCGUGCAGUUGACACUGCCUGACGGAACCAAGCGUGGUGGACAGGUGCUUGAGGUGCAGGGUAAGAAGGCGAUUGUACAGGUGUUCGAGGGCACAUCGGGUGUCGACGUCAAGGCUACGCAUGUUGAGUUUACCGGCAGCAGUAUGAAGCUACCUGUUGCGGAGGACAUGUUGGGUCGGAUAUUCAACGGCUCCGGUAACCCGAUCGACCAAGGCCCGAAGGUUUUUGCAGAGGAUUACCUGGACAUCAACGGCUCUCCGAUUAACCCCUAUUCUCGCAUUUACCCCGAAGAGAUGAUCCAGACCGGAAUUUCGACCAUUGACACGAUGAACUCUAUUGCCCGUGGGCAGAAAAUUCCCAUCUUCUCGGCGGCGGGGUUACCACAUAACGAGAUCGCAGCCCAAAUCGUGCGGCAGGCAGGUUUGGUGAAAGGGCCUACCAAGGACGCGCUGGACGGGCACGAGGACAACUUCUCGGUCGUCUUUGCCGCCAUGGGUGUCAACAUGGAAACCGCACGCUUUUUCAAAGAAGAUUUCGAAUCUAAUGGCAGUCUGGAUCGUGUUACUCUUUUCUUGAACUUGGCCAACGAUCCGACGAUCGAGCGUAUUAUCACUCCGCGAUUGGCGCUGACUACUGCCGAAUACUACGCUUACCAGUUGGAGAAGCACGUCCUCGUCAUACUGACGGAUAUGUCUUCAUAUGCCGACGCACUGCGAGAGGUCUCGGCUGCGCGAGAAGAAGUUCCUGGACGUCGAGGAUACCCCGGGUACAUGUACACCGACUUGUCGACCAUCUACGAACGUGCUGGACGAGUUGAGGGAAGGAACGGAUCGAUCACGCAGAUUCCCAUCUUGACCAUGCCUAACGAUGACAUCACCCACCCCAUUCCGGAUUUGACUGGCUAUAUCACUGAGGGCCAGAUCUUUGUCGAUCGUCAGCUGUACAACCGACAGAUAUAUCCCCCCAUCAAUGUUCUCCCGUCACUGUCCCGGUUGAUGAAGAGUGCUAUUGGGGAGAAGUUGACGAGGAAAGACCACGGUGAUGUCUCCAAUCAGCUGUAUGCCAAGUAUGCCAUCGGGCGUGAUGCUGCGGCGAUGAAAGCCGUUGUCGGUGAGGAAGCACUCUCGGCUGAGGACAAGCGUGCUCUCGAGUUUUUGGACAAAUUCGAGCGGCAAUUUGUGGGGCAAGGGGCGUAUGAAUCGCGCACUAUCUUCGAGUCGUUGGAUUUGGCCUGGUCGCUCCUUCGCAUUUUCCCGAAGGAAGAAUUGAACCGGAUCAACCCGAAGAUCAUCGCCGAGUUUUAUGGUCGCAAGCCGACAAAGAAGGCAGCAACUGAGCCGGAGGCAGAGGCAGCCAAGCCAGACGAGAAGCUUAUUGAUGCAUAGACCACAUCUGUAUGAUUUCUGAUGAACAGUCUUUCUUUAGUCGCGUGUCACUGCAGGUUAAUGAUGACCUCGUGGGUUACCGCGGAGAACAACAUGGGAGUGUGCGGACAAGUCAUGUCUUGGGAAGCUAUCACUUCAGCAGCCGAGUUUGAAAUGUCAUCAGGUUGGUAUCGGUCGGCCGUGGCCCGUCCUGCAUGAAGAUCGCCAUUUGCAUCUGUCUUCCGGACACGUUCAGCGACAGACAUCUAGGCAGCCGGCCAGCCGUUUCCUCCCGGCCCACAACGCAUUUCAUGCAUGCAUAUUGCAUGCUUCCCGGAGACUUUAUACAAAAAUUGUAUACCCGUCCCAGCGCCAAUUUAGCAUAAUUUUAUGGGCUAUCAGAUGGCCCUGUGUGCUAAUAAUUUCGAAUUCAAGCCCAAUCAUCUCGAGUUUGUUGAUAUGAUACCCCGAAUGGAUACCCUGAACGUCCAUGUUCCUCACGGCAUCGCGUGCUACAUAAAGAAUCUGCCCGGGCCAUGUGUUUCCCCUUACUUAUAUAGCCGCCUCGGAUACACACGCCCUCCCCUCCCCUCCCCGCUAGCCCAUGGACGAUGUCGCCGCGCACCUGAACCCUCGCAAGCGCAAGGCCGUUGACGACGACGUCGACCAGGAUCCCCUUCUCGUCCAAGUGGCAGAUUCUCUUUCCGGAGAAACCGCAUCUGCCUCCGUAGCCUCUUGGUUCCCGACGCCCCCCGCAUGGCCGACAUCCCUGGCUUUUCGACCAAAUCCCCAAAAACGUGCCCGUCUGCAAAAGCUCGCCCACCGAGCGUCUCCCAUGUCCCGUCGCCACUCCUCAAAGAGGACCUGUGUCAUUCGUUCGCCCCCGCCCCGGCUGGGAACGGACCUCGAAGACAUCGGUAUCGUCUCGACCACCGACCCUGGCCCUGCCUCCGGCUCGUUGCUCCGUCUGCGUGAUGCGGUGUUCGACAAGUCACCCGUCUCUCCGCCCUCGACGUUUUCUGUGCCUAUUGAUCCGAAUUCUACCCACAUUCCGCCUCUGCAGCCGCCUAUCAACAGGCACACCCUGAAGGAGUUGGACCUCGAUGUGAUCAUUCGGAACCCUCAGCUGCGGCACGACCUGCUUUUUGACCCUGGAUUGCAGUUCAGGCCGACCAGCACACGGCGCAAGACGGAGCGCGCUGAGAAGUAUUGGGUUGCCGUAACGUGCGAGCUGGAAUCAGGCUGCACUUGUGUCUCAUUUGACGUGCAUGGAAAGCCUCAUCCUACUGUAUGCGCUUGUGCGCAUGUGUCCACCCCGUCUUCCAAUCCCAUCAUCGCCUUCUCUCCGACACUCAAUGUGGCGACGUUGCGGAUGCCGUCUCGAGUACGCAUUCUGUUGGAAGAGUUUCUGCAGGUUAUCCUCCUCGUCAUACAGCCGAUGUCGGGCUGUGUUCAGGCUCCCCCAAGCCAAGACCGGCGGGAGGAACAUUGUGUGCAGACCGAAUAUCUGCGCUCUGUGUUUGACCCGGCUUUGAUUGAGCAGGAGCUGGCCCACGGCGUGUUCGAUCCAUCGAGUUUAUUUCGAGCAAUCGGUCUUACAUUACAAGGUCACUGCGCGCCGAUGCGAGAUCAGGCGGUUGAGAUGAUGGUCCAGCUGGCGCAAUCUUGCUCUCCCGGUGGCAACGGUACCAAGGCGGACGCUGUCAAGGCUGUAAGGAUGUGCAUGGAUAUACUUGAGCUCAUGAAGUUGGAUAUUGCUAAUCACCAGCUUCAAACUCUGCGACCGUUUUUGCUUCGAACGUCCGGCCAAUUCGAGUUUUGGUCCUUUACUCAACGCAGCAGCCCUUCUUCCGAGCGGUGCUGUUUCCAAAAGACCCGGCGCUGGUUAACUUCCGCGCAUGAAACUUUAAUGACCCGCUCGACGCCGAUCGCACAUCCUCUCUACCCUCCUAAUUACCUCUGCUAUCCAACUCUGCAGCGAAACCAGCAAGUGUAUCUCGCCGUGCUGAAGGGCCUGACGGAUCUGGCAUUCACACCUCCGUCUCCGGCAACGCUGACUCAACUCCCGACGUCCCACGCCCCGAUUCCAGCAUCUAAAGCACCUGCGGAGUAUCCCGAGACGGUCUAUCUGGACACGUCUCGGAUCCUGUUGCUGAGCACUGAUGCUGUCGACCUGUCCGCUCUGUACAUGUUCUUGUUGUUGCAUCGGCAACUGGGGUCACGCGCUCAUCCGACAGCUGAGGUCCUGAGAAUCAAACAAGAGAUUCGAGACAUAGGCUCGUCCCGCCUCGGCUAUGCCUUCUACUGCGAGAGCCCGCCGGAGUCUGAGGUCGACACGGACGAGCUCCUGAAAUGGAAAAAUCUCAAGGAGAGCGUCGUGCUGCAGAUCGUCAGGCGAGCCAAGAAUGAAACUGUCGACGGGGCAGUCGUGCGUCUCGCGCAAGACUGGGCGAGCCAUAACAUCCGCCACGGUUCGACCCUCGGCGAUAUGCUCCGGAUCCGGUUGCGGGAUGCUGUCUUUUCGGCAGUGGUGUCUCUUGCCUAUCCUGGCCGGGAUGCCACGAGCGGUUGUCUGUCAAGCAUCGAUCUGGCGACCUUUGGGAGAACAGCCGACCUAACGCUGCCCUCGGGCAUGGAGGCCCUGGAGGAGGAGAUCGGCUCCCUCGCAGAACACAUUGCGCGCCUGGCACUCAUCCAUGUCAACGCAUAUCUGCCUCUGUAUGAGACGGAGGAUUUUCUGCAAGUAUGAAGAAGUGAAAUAAAAAACGAAGUCCGACGCAUAGCAUAUUCAUUUUCAUCGCAUUACAUACCACUGCAUUUCUGUAUACCGUUUUUGGAUACCUGACCUCAAUACGACAUAGACUCUUAUCGCACCCUGGGCUCAGAAAUCUUGCGCGGCUGUCCGGAUAUGAAAUCGGAGCACGUGUUUCGAGAGUACGGGAAUUCGUUCCCAGACAACAGAAGAUGCCCGUGCGACCCAAGAUCCCGGGCAUAGGCUCAGUUGCAACGGAUAGCUCUCCGGACGGGAACUAUUGACCCCGAAAGGAGGGAAUUUCAAUCCGAAUUUGCGCGUAGACACCUAUCAUGCGCCGGUGGAUUGAAUGACCGACGCCGCCACUCGCCAAAGAUAUCUUUCAA